AUGCCUCGUGGUCCUAAGAGUAAACUCCGUGCUUGGGAGAAACGCCGCCAAAAUCGAGCUGAGAAACAAGGUGAUAUGAGUGUCAGGCCCCUGCAGGAGAGAAAGGAGGCUGCUUGCUCCUCCUCUUCCGUUUUGGGGGAUGGUCCCUCAACCUUCACUGGUGCUGACACUGUCCAGGCACCUCAGGAUGCCCCAGCCACCACCAGUGCCGCUGCUGGUGCUUCAGGUGAUGGGUCUGCUGUAAAAGCCAAAGGCCAGGUUCAGAAAAGUAAAAAAGCCUCCGAAGUCUCAAUGUCCUCUGGUGAUGGCACCGUCCGGGCACCUCAGGAUGCCCCAGCCACCACCAGUGCCGCUGCAGGUGGUUCAGGUGAAAGACCUGCUGUAAAAGCCAAAGGCCGUGUUAGGAAAGGAAAAGAUUCCUCUCGGGCCUCAACUUCCACUAAGAGUUCUGGCCAAAGAAUUCUAAAUCAAAAGGCGAUUAUGACAGUAGAGUACCUGCUGUAUCAAUAUAAAAAGAAGGAGCCCAUUAAAAAGGGAGACAUGCUGGAGAUCAUCCACAAGUGGUUCUGGGACUUCCCUGAAAUUCUCAGGAGAGCCCCUGAGCGCAUGGAUCGGUUCUUUGGCCUGCAAGUGAAAGAAGUGAAGCCCAACGGUAACUACUAUACCCUUGUCAGCAAUCAAGAUGACAGCAGCGAUGAGAGUGUAGGCUGUGGCUUUAGUUUUCCUAACAAAAGGAUUCUGAUGCCUCUCCUGGCUGUGAUCUUCUUGAAUGGCAACCGUGCCCCUGAAGAGGAGAUCUGGGAAUUCCUGGGUGAUUUGGGCAUCUAUGAUGGAAAGGCUCACUUCAUUUUUGGGGAGCCCAGGAAGCUUCUCACUCAAGAUAUGGUGCAGGAAGAAUACCUGGUGUACCAGCCGGUGCCCAACAGUGAUCCUCCACGCUACGAGUUCCUGUGGGGUGCAAGAGCCCACGCUGAGACCAGCAAGUUGCAAGUCCUGGAGUUUUUAGCCGAUCUCAAUGAUACCUUGCCCAGUGAUUACUCACCCCAUUAUGAAGAGGCUUUGCAAGAUGAGGAAGAGAGAAAGCAAGCAAGAGCCCAAGCUGUACUCAUGACUGCCACUCCUCCCAUGGCCAGUGGAGACUCCAGUGUAAAGCCUAAGGCUCCUAAGGUUUGA
Pipistrellus nathusii (Nathusius's pipistrelle) is the source of this 1173-nucleotide messenger RNA. The record is from the annotation of a GenBank genome assembly. Lineage: Eukaryota; Metazoa; Chordata; Mammalia; Chiroptera; Vespertilionidae.